UUACCUUAUAAAGAAACUUUCUUAGGCACUUUAUUUAAAUAAAAACAACAUGGAAUUGUUGGAACCCGAACUAAAGAAAACUUACGACAAGUGCAAAUAUAUAGUGAAGGUGUGGGAACACAAAUUUCAGAAAGAGCAUAAGAGGUUACCUUCCAAGUUAGAUAUUCGUGAAGCAAACACAGAAGUACGACAUGCAUACCGCAGAUAUUUCCAAAUUAAAUCGGCUGCUUUGGAACAAAGCUUCAUGGAUAUCGACAUGGGUUUCGAAGAUGAUCCUCCAAAUGAUGAUUCGUUAAAAGCGCCCGUGCUUGAAGAAAACAAUCAAAAUGAGCUAAAUCAAAUUAAGUCAACAGAAAUCGAGGCAAAACCUGCAGAAGAAGAACCUCAAAUUGAUGAAACAUGGGGUGCUCAUUUAAAUAAUACUAAGCCUAAAGAGAUUGAAGAAGCUGCCAAACAAACUGAAAAACCCAAUUUAAACAUCACAAAAAAGCUGUUCUGUGGCUCAAAAUUUACUAAGAGAAACCCGAGGAAGUCAUUGUCUUUUACUCAAAAGAAAAGUGAAUCAAACAUUGAAGUGCCGGCUCCUUCCUCACAACCGAUUUUUACCUCAUUUAGUUCGGAUACUGAUUUAUCUCAGGACAGUUUUUCCUCCUCGAAGGAGAAUUGUUCAAUGUUGCAAGAAAAUAGUUUGUUAAAUACUAAUUUUAAAAUUGUGGCACCAUCAGAAAAUGUCACAUCUAAGCCUGUAAAUUUAGCACAAAUGGCUGCCCAAAAUACAUAUAAGAAAACCUUGAAAUCUGUAGACACUGGUUGGUUGGAAAGAGUAGCCAGGCAAACUGGAACAAAAAUAGAAGAGCAUGAAAUGCAGUUGUUGAAGGAACAACAACCAGUGGCAGAUAAUUUUAAUUUUCCAAACUUAAAGACACCAUCAGUUGACAAUGUUCCUAGUACUAAUGUUGUAACUAAACUAGAUUAUGACAGUGAUGAUAUUAUUGAUGGAUCUGAUGAUGAGGAGCCAGUGAAAUUGCCACCAUCUAUGCAUGUUGCUAAGAAAAAGAGGAUGGAGAUAUCUAACAUAAGUAGAAGUAAUAGUUUAAAUAGUAUGUCUAGCUUUAAUGAUGGUAAUAAUAGUUCUUUAAAUGUAAAUUCCACUGAAAUUUCAUCUGGUGGCAUUAAUAUGUCUGAAAACAAUGUUUCCACUAAUCAAAAUACUGAAGAAACCAUGCAAGUAUCCACUGAAGAAAUUGCAACUAGUGAUAAGAAGAAACCAAGGAAGUCGACGAGUCGAAAUGUGAAGAAAACCACACCUAAGGCCAAAGCCAAAACAACAAAGAAAGUUAAAGAAAUGGAGGAACGAAGUCCCACAAGAAGAUCAUCACGCCAAACAAAAGUCAAAGUCAGUUUGGAGGAACUCUCCAGUGGAGAAGAAGAUCCCUUCGCUUCGGAUAAUGACGAGGGGGAUCCGGAGUUCACACCGAACAGUCCAAAACCCCACUAUGAGGAUAAUAAUGAAUCUCUAGAGGCAAAACCAAAACGGUCGAGAAAAUCAACAGCCAAAGAAAAAACACCCAGACAACCAAAAACUCCAAAAGCUCCGAAAACUCCUCGAGUUCCCAAAAGUGCCAAAGCUAAAAAGGAGGAGAAAAACGUGGAAGAGGAGGAACCCGAGGAUGCCCCUUACGACGUGGAAUUCUCUGUUAAACCUAGAAUCGUCGCCCCCAGAUACGGAAGCAUAAAAACCGUUAUAAAAGAAAGAAAAAUAAAAAUCAAAUCCGAAGAUAACAAAACCAAGUCCAAAAAGGAAAAAGUAGAGGACAAGAUCAAAGACAGGACGCAACAGGCGGCCGACAAGUUGGAACAGAAAAUCGCGUCGGGCAACCUGAACGAGAAUUUCGUGCGAUUGAACCUGAAGAAGAAGGUUUUCGCCCGCGGAAAGUCGGGCAUCAACUUCAGCAAGUACAAAAAGGCGCAGUGGAAGCAGAAGAAGAAGGCUCUGGCUGGCCCGGACAUGGAUAUGGGGGGUUGCGACGGUGGCAUGUUGACUUGUUUCAAUUGCGGCCAGAUCGGGCACUUUGCCAGGCAUUGUAAGGCGACAAAAGGGGAAGGGUUGUUGCCGCUUUCCGCCGCCGCCGAGGAGGAGGACUGCCCGUAUCCCACUUUGGAAGAGGCGGCCGCAUUGGCUAGCAACAGCGUGCUGAGUAUAAGAAAGCCAAACAUUGUUACCAGUGAGGAAAAAAUGGAUGUUGAGGAAUCUGAGGCAACUGUAAAUCCUGAGGAACGUGAUAAUGGCCAAGAAAAUGAUGAAGAGGCUAAAAAUGAUAAUGAUGAAGAGGCUGAAAAUGAUGAUGAUGAUGAUGAUGUUAAUGAUGAAGAGGCUCAAGAUGGGGACGAAUUCGACAGUUUUGAUGAAGAAGAAUCAGACCUGUUGUUGGCUGAAACACUGAGAAUUGAGGAGAACGCCAAAAAGUUAAAUGUACAAAUGUACAUGGACAGUGUCAAAUAUGUGAAGUCUUACUACGAAUUAAAGGAAGACGAUUCAGUAAUUGAAACACCACAGGAAGUUUUUGAUGCAUUAAGACUAUUUGGUCAUGCAUCAUUUAGAGGUGGUCAAGAACAAGCUGUGAUGAGGAUACUGUCAGGAAAAUCCACUUUAGUAACACUCAGCACUGGUUCUGGUAAAAGUUUAUGUUACCAACUUCCAGCUUAUUUAUAUGCUCGAAGAGAACCUUGUAUUUCCCUUAUCAUUUCACCUUUAGUAUCUCUUAUGGAAGAUCAAGUCCAUGGUAUUCCAUCAUUUCUAAGGGCUGCCUGUCUGCAUACUAAUCAGACAAAAAAUCAAAGAGAAAAAGUUAUGCAGGCUAUUUCAAUGGGGGAUCUUGAUGUACUUUUGAUAUCCCCAGAAGCAGUAGUAGCAGGAGAAAGGCAAACAGGUUUCGGAUCUUUGUUCCGUAAAUUGCCACCAAUCGCCUUCGCAUGUAUCGACGAAGCGCAUUGCGUGUCCCAGUGGUCCCACAAUUUCCGUCCCAGUUACCUCAUGAUAUGCCGUGUCUUACGUGAAAGUCUCGGCGUUAAAACCAUCCUUGGCCUGACGGCCACUGCCACCAGAUCCACCAGCGACAGCAUCAUUGAGCAUCUGCACAUUCCUGACGGAAGGGACGGCAUAAUUAGCGACAUACCCCUCCCCGAUAAUCUCACCCUGACCGUCUCCAAAGACGCCCAAAGGGACCAGGCUUUGUUGGGCCUAUUAUUGUCUGAGAGAUUUGCGGAUUGUAGGAGCAUCAUUGUGUAUUGCACAAGGCGUGAUGAAUGCGAGCGUAUCGCCACCUUCCUGAGGACCAGUCUGAAGAACGAAAAAGUAGUGGAAGAAACUAAUAAAAAGCGUAAAAGAGUUAACCUUCAAGCGGAGCCGUACCAUGCAGGUCUGUCGGCCAGUCGCAGAAGGACGAUUCAGAACAGUUUCAUGUCGGGGGCGUUAAGAAUUGUGGUGGCCACCGUGGCCUUCGGUAUGGGUAUCAAUAAGUCGGAUAUAAGAGCCGUAAUUCACUACAACAUGCCUAAAAGCUUUGAAAGCUACGUUCAGGAAGUGGGCAGAGCUGGAAGAGAUGGUUUAAAAGCUCACUGUCACUUAUUCUUGGACUCGAUGGGAAGAGACGAAAACGAACUGCGCCGACACAUCCACUCAAACUCCAUCGACCGGCACGUGAUAAGGAAGCUUUUACAGAAAAUUUUCAUUCCCUGUUCGUGUAAGACCACCUGUCCGAAACACGAGGUCGGAUUUUCCAUAGAAGAAACCGUCCGUGCUCUGGAUAUUCCAGAAGAAAAUAUCUCCACGCUUUUGUGCUACCUUGAGUUGCACGAGAAUAAGUACAUUCAAGUUUUGAGUCCUGCCUAUACUUGGUGCAAGGUGAUUUCCUAUGGAGGGCCUUUGCAGAUACGCAAGGCUGCCAAGGACUGUGCUCCUUUGGCUAUGGCGUUGGCACUGCAUAAAACUCAACAGGGGGAUGAUCCUAACACGCUGGAAUUUCCGGUCAUUGAUAUUGCUAGUGCCAUGGGUUGGGAGAGUGGCAUUUGUAAGCACAAACUCAAAAACCUAGAGUGGACCACUGUAAAUAACCAACCAAAACGGUCACCACUGACCGUCAGAUUCUCAAACCUCGGAUUCCGAUUAUUUGCCCCAGGAAACCUCACCGAUGACCAACUAGACGAAGCUUUAGACAGUUUAUAUUCCAGAGUCGUGGAACAGGAACGCACUGCCAUCUUACAACUUCGUGCCGUGCACGACACCUUAAUAGAAGUCGCCAACAAAUCGUAUCGGGCUUGCUUAAACGAAGAGGGCGAAGAAGCGGCAAAACUGAAACUCAAAGUGAGGGAAUAUUUCAACUCGGUCAAUCCGUUGGCGUCUCUACCCGAAAUAAAACCGAAGAAGGUCAACGAAGAACAACUGAUCAACGACAUUAGAGCUAUUAUACACAUGUACAGGGACAAUUCUUUCACUGGCAGAGCCAUCGCGAGAAUUUUCCACGGCAUUCAAAGUCCAAAUUAUCCAGCUGUUAUGUGGGGAAGGUGCAAGUUUUGGAGGAGCCAUAUCUCAGACGAUUUCCACACGAUUUGUCGGAUAGCCACUCAGGAGAUUUUACGAAUGAAAUAAUUUUUUAUUUUUGUUAAUACAGUUAAUAUAUUUUUAAUAAAUAGAAUUUUAUUUUUA
Aethina tumida (small hive beetle) is the source of this 4705-nucleotide messenger RNA. Its product is annotated as ATP-dependent DNA helicase Q4. NCBI's taxonomy places the organism in Eukaryota, Metazoa, Arthropoda, Insecta, Coleoptera, Nitidulidae. Gene Ontology annotation, molecular function: four-way junction helicase activity; zinc ion binding; nucleic acid binding. Gene Ontology annotation, biological process: double-strand break repair via homologous recombination; DNA replication. The coding region runs from base 50 to 4648 and encodes 1532 amino acids. The record is from RefSeq and is a predicted model, not a curated record. Gene Ontology annotation, cellular component: nucleus; chromosome; cytoplasm. The transcript has 6 exons.